This is a messenger RNA of Phoenix dactylifera (date palm), 1677 nucleotides long. Its product is annotated as proline transporter 1-like. NCBI's taxonomy places the organism in Eukaryota, Viridiplantae, Streptophyta, Magnoliopsida, Arecales, Arecaceae. The record is from RefSeq and is a predicted model, not a curated record.
GGUCUCGCUCUCUCUCACACAGACAGACAGAGAGAGAGAGAUAGAGAGAUAGAGAGAGAGAGAAAGAGAGAAGAGAGGUAAAAAUGGAAGAGAUCCCAAAAGACUUGGAGAUGAUGAAAAGAAUGGAAGCUCCAAGUAUUGAAGCAAGCCAAGUAGCAACAAGUCAAACGCAGCACGGCUCCGGCACAACCUCGGCUCAUACCGUGGACAAAGAUUCGUGGCAACAAGUGGGGCUAUUGCUUGUCACAAGCUUCAACUGCGCCUACGUGCUAAGCUUCUCCAAUUUGAUGCUGGUGCAUCUGGGUUGGGCUUGGGGCAUCACCUGCCUGGUCAUCAUGGGGGCCUUCGCCUACUAUGCUAAUUGGCUCUUGGCUGAGUUCCAUGUGAUCAAUGGCCAGAGAUUCAUUAGAUACAGGGAUCUCAUGGGCUUUGUAUUUGGUAGGAGAAUGUAUUACCUCACAUGGUUCUUGCAGUUCACGACCCUACUUCUUGGAAACAUGGGUUUCAUUCUUCUAGGAGGAAGGGCCCUAAAGGAGAUCAAUUCAGAGUUCAGUAAUUCUCCCUUGAGGCUUCAAGUGUACAUCAUGGCAACUGGUGUUGCGUACUUUGUCUUUGCAUACCUAGUCCCCACGAUGUCGGCCAUGAGGAAUUGGUUGGCUACUUCUGCAGCCCUCACUAUAACUUACAAUGUGGUUCUCAUAGUGAUCCUAGUCAAAGAUGGGAGAAGAAAUAGAAGAAAAGAUUACAAGAUACAUGGAAGUGAAGUCGAAAAAGUCUUCAAUGCCUUCGGCGCAGUUACUGCGAUUCUUGUUUGCAACACUUCUGGGUUGCUGCCAGAGAUUCAGUCGACUCUUCGCAAGCCUGCAGUGACUAACGUGAGAAAAGCAUUGGCCAUGCAAUACACAGUUGGCCUUGCAAUCUAUUAUGGUGUGAGCAUACUUGGUUAUUGGGCAUAUGGCUCAUCUGUUUCAGAAUAUCUCCCAGAUCAGCUGAGCGGGCCUAGAUGGGCAAAUGUGCUAAUUAACUGCACUGCCUUCUUGCAAAGCAUAGUCUCCCAGCAUAUGUUCUGUGCGCCGAUUCAUGAGGCUCUUGACACCAAGCUCCAGAGACUCGACGAGAACAUGUUUUCCAAAAGCAAUCUCAUCCGCCGGUUCUUCCCGAGAGCACUAGUCUUUGUGGGGAACACAUUUGUCACAGCCUUGUUUCCAUUCAUGGGAGAUUUCGUAAACUUGUUCGGUUCUUUCACGCUCUUUCCCUUAACAUUUGUGUUUCCUAGCAUGAUCUUUAUCAAGAUCAAAGGGAAGACUGCAAGAGGAGAGGAGAAGGCAUGGCACUGGGCUAAUAUUGUUUUUUUCUCACUGCUAUCCGUGGUGACUACAGCAGCUGCUGUUCGAUUGAUAGUAAACAAUGUCAGGAUAUACCAUUUCUUUGCUGACACAUGAUGUUACAAGGAUUGGAUACAAGAUUGUAUGGAAAAUAUGGGAAGAGAUGGUUGGGACCGUAUGAAUGAUUUACUAAAUCUCAACUAUCUCAGAAGUAGAUGUAACUUUGAUUCAAGUUGCAUGCUUGAAGCAUAUGCCAGCUAUGGCAGAAUGGUUUAUUGAUAUCUAUUCAAAUAAUGGUUUGAUGAAUGUGUGAUACAAAAGGUUGUAUGAAAUGAAAUAUGAAUCUUUAUUA